GGAAAUGAUCAUGCAGGAGUUACUGAUAAUAAGUUUAGGAGGCCAUGGAUGAGAGUCUCAGUUCUUUCAGUUCGAGGACUGACGGAUAGCUCAAUCUUGGAUCAAUGGAAAGCAAGUGUCUUUGUGGAGGCGUUUCUUGAGAAAAAAACAGUUACAGGAAUGGUGACCCAGAUUAACUGUGAAUUUGAGGAAGUUGUUCCAAGUUCAAACCCAAACUCCCAAAAUGAAGUUGAGGAGGCCCUCCUAUACACUUUUAAGGACUACAGUGAAGUCUUUACACCCAUCAGCUGUUUAGAAAAAUGUCCAUUACCUCCAGCAAAGGACCAAGUCUUCCAGAUUUACUUUACAAUGUUUUCCAAGUUCCAAAACAGACCUUUUGGGAAAUUUAAUGUUACCGGGACCUUUUGGAAUUUUUACUAUAGUCUUUUUAGCCAGCCAUCAAUUUUGCCUGAGUGUGAAUUUUUAGUAUCUACAAGCCUCAAACAAGUUGAUGUUCCAUCACUUUCAGAGCUGAAGGAGUCAUUAAACUCAAUGCCAGAAAUAAUAAAUUCUGUAGAUGAAAGUGAAGAGCUUCUCAAAAGAGAUCUUACUACCAACCAUGGAAUUGAGGAUAUAAAAUGUAGCUCCACAGAUAUUUUGGCCAUUCAAAGCCAAUGCCAACCAGAGCGCAGUGAACCAGAGCACAGUGAACCAGAAAAAUUAGAAAUGCCAUUAACUUAUCUACACCUUAAAAAACAACAUUUUUCUCUCCAUGCAUUGUGUACAGGACUUCAGACAUUUCCAUGUUCUCCUGUUUGUACACUUAAUUUGCUUACUGCUGAAGAAGCAGCUAACAAAAGCUGCAGAAGCUUUUUGAACCCAAUUUUGCUUCCAGUGCCAACAACUGAAGAGCCCAACAGUCAAUAUUCAGUUACAGAUUUGAAAAAGAUAACUUCUAUUGAAGAAGAAAGCCUUGUGGUUAGUCCUAUAAGCCCAGAGCGGCGGAAAGAAGCAGGAUUAAAUCUGACAGUAACAGAAACUUUGGAACCUCUGACUACACACCUGUGUCAUCAUGAUCUAUCUUCUGAUGAUACUAAAAUGAAGAUAUUUUUGCCUACAAAAGAACUUCAAUUAAAAUAUAGCCAGUGCCAAGCAUACUGUCUCCUAGAAGCAGCAGCUACUCCUAUCUUAAAAAAACUUGUACACCUCUGUACUCUUCCUGUUGCUAAUUGGAAAUUUGCCACUGUUAUUUUUGACCAAACAAGGUUCCUCUUAAAGGAACAAGAAAAAGUGAUAAGUGAUGCUCUUCACCAAGCAUAUGGCACCCACAAACCAAUACUAGAGGAUUGGCUAAGUAAGGAGGAAAAGGUGCUGAUUAUAAUAAGAAUGGACUCAGAUGGUGAAACACAUUUGCUCAUUGAAAUCCUUAACAAAAUGGAAGGUAUAACAUUGACUGUCUUACAUUCGAACAAAAGAAAAGAUUUUCUGGAAUCUGAAGGUGUUUUAAAUGGCUAUAAUAUCACAUUAGUGGAGAGAUGUUGCAGUGCGUCAUUGAAACUCUUUGGCAGUAUGAAGUAUUAUGUAGUGAUGACAAUCGAUGAAUACACUGCCAUAAUUUUACAGGACCUAGAAGAAUUGAAUUAUGAGAAGGCAUCAGACAAUAUCAUUAUGAGACUGAUGGCAUUAUCAUUCCAGUACAGCUGUUGUUGGUUAAUUUUGUAUACCAAAAAACCACUAAACUCAGAGUACUGUCUUACAGAAAAGACACUUCAUCACUUAGCACUGAUUUAUACAGCAUUGGUUUCAUUUGGGCUAAAAAAGGAAGAACUGGAUGUAAAGCUUAUAAUUGCCCCAGGAGUGGAAGAGGCUGCACUGAUAAUUCGACAAAUUGCUGACCACAAUUUAAUGACCUCGAAGAGAGAUCCUCACGAAUGGUUGGAUAAAUCCUGGGUUGAAGUUUCACCAUCUAAGGAAGAAACUUACUUACUUGAUUUUCCAUGUAUUAAUCCAUUGGUGGCUCAGCUCAUGUUAAAUAAAGGACCUUCACUGCACUGGAUAUUAUUAGCAACUCUUUGUCAACUUCAGGAACUCCUACCUGAAGUUCCAGAAAAAGUGUUAAAGCAUUUUUGUGGCACCACUUCUUUAUUCAAGAUUAGUUCUCCUUCCACAACAAAAUCACCUCAAAUUUCAUCACCUCAGGAAAACAGGAAUCAGACUUUUACUUCUCAGAUUUCAGCUUCUGGCUCUUUGGAGUCUGUCAUUCAAGAACAUAAUGAAUAUUACCAAUAUUCAGACUUAGGAGAGACAGUGCAGGAAGACACAAGCACCACUUCAAAUUAUAACCCUUCCCUUAUGGAACUAAGAGAAAUGCCAUGUGUUUUACCACCGCUGACUUCUUACAGUCAGACCAGCUACUGGAAAGACUCCUGUUGUAAUGCUAACAUAGUGCAGAAUAAUCCUUUUCCGAUUAACAUAGACUCAAGGAACUCUGCUGGUAAUUCCUUUCUAAACCAGAAUGAUUCACAGUCAGAUGUCUUUUCUUUGGGUCUAACACAAAUGAAUUGUGAAACCAGAAUAUCACCGAUUGACACUCAGAAGACAGUUCCUCCUAAUUUUAUAAAUUAUCAGAAAAAGGGAACACAUGAAGCAAAACAACCUAUCAAUAAAGAAGUUUCUGCCCUUAACUUCUCAUUAGAAGGCUCUCAAUCUCCUUUUCAUUGGAACUUUAAGAAAAAUGUAUGGGAACAACAGAAUCACUCAUUCAACUUACAAUAUCGUGGAGAGCAGACUACAUGUGACAAAUGGUACUCUCAGAAAUAUAAUUUAUUCACUAAUCAGCAAAAAUGUCUGCCGGAUGAGUUAGAAGGCUUCAUAGGUGAAAGUUCAAAUGCUGGAACUAAAGAAACUUUUUGGAAAGAAUUACCCUCUGUCCCCAGUUUGGAUUUAAUUUGUGCUUCUGAUUCUAAUGUAAAUCAAAAAGAAUUCAACAGUCUUUAUUUUUACCAAGGAGCUGGAAAAUGUUUAGGACCAAAAAAGCACUCUGAAUCUUCAUCUACCUCAGGAGACAAGAAAUCAUUAACAGGUCUCAUGUGCGCACAACUACCACAACGCAAAAAACAACGUCUAAUGUAUGAAAAAAUCCCUGGUAGAGUUGAUGGACAAACUCGUCUGAGGUUUUUUUGA
Molecule: messenger RNA, 3162 nt
Organism: Hipposideros armiger (great roundleaf bat)
Lineage: Eukaryota; Metazoa; Chordata; Mammalia; Chiroptera; Hipposideridae
Gene: SHOC1
Product: shortage in chiasmata 1
Biological process (GO): resolution of meiotic recombination intermediates
Cellular component (GO): condensed nuclear chromosome
Molecular function (GO): ATP hydrolysis activity; single-stranded DNA binding
Source: RefSeq, a predicted model, not a curated record